AGCGCUAUCUGCUUUGUUGAAUGAUAGACAGGGAUAGCAAUACCAUUGUCAUUGUCAAUCAAAUUAUGCCUUUGUAACGUGAGCCUCGCUACUGAGCGGUAACAGCUUUGUAUGCGAGUACAACUUUACAAAUGGUCAAACUUUAUGGUCUAGAAUUUAGUAAUUGAUUGUGUCAAAACAGGUUACGCUGAGAGAAGCUCUAUAAUAACAUGCCGUCUUGAUAUCUUGACUCUAUCCCCAAUUCCUUUUUGGAGUCAGGUGUCAGCAGUUUGCACUUGGCAUUUGGCAAUUCAAUAAUUAUUUCAAUAAUUCGUCAAUUCUAAACAUGGCUGCCUUUGCAGUGUUGUGGAGGUUUAUAAAGUUACUUAUUUUAUUGAUAUUUUUCUUUAAUAUUCUAAGCGUCUAUGGAAAAUCACAAUUAGUACAAUUGAAUGAAGACAAUUGGGAUGAAAUGCUAACUGGUGAAUGGAUGGUUGAGUUCUACGCGCCAUGGUGUCCAGCAUGCAAGUCACUGCAGCCGCUGUGGGAGGAGUUCUCGUCAUGGAGCAAGGAGUUGGGCAUCAGCGUUGGCCAGGUCGAUGUCACCACGUCGCCCGGCCUCAGUGGACGGUUCAUGGUCACCGCCCUACCAACCAUAUUCCAUGUGCAAGAGGGUGAUUUUCGUCAGUACCGUGGUCCGAGGGACAAAGAGUCGUUGAUGUCGUUUGUCGAAGACAAGAAAUGGAAAACGGUCGAAGCGAUUCCCAGCUGGAAGUCACCGGCCUCGAUCCAGAUGUCUGUCAUCUCCUACUUCUUCAAGUUGUCACAAUUGCUCAGAUCGAUUCACACAAGAUUAAUGGAAGACUAUGGACUGCCAACGUGGGGAUCUUAUUUGAUUUUUGCUGUUGGUACCAUCAUACUGGGAGCGCUCCUUGGUUUGUUGCUGGUGUGCAUAAUUGACAUUUUCUAUCCACCAAAAGGAUCAUCGUCCACUUUCCAGAAACAGCCUCUUGGAAAAGGCGGCGAAAGUGAAGAAGAUACUACCGAUGAUGACUUGGCUAAAGACGAGAUAGUGGACGAAGAAAUAGAGAAUGUGGAGACGGAAGCUGACUCAGCCAACGAGGACCCAGACUCGCAGAUCACCAGCACCAGCGACGUGAGUCCGUCGGCUCCGCGCAAGCGCAAAUCGCGCAAAAUUGAUUGACUUAAUGCUACAUUCACACAACCAACUCCUUCAGCACAUUUCGAUGCUCAACAUUAAAAGUAGCGUGUUCUCAACUUUACUCUUGAUUCGAUCAAAUUAUUUCAAGACUUCUAAGCGUGUUAUUGUGAUUUGUUUUUAGUCUUACAAACUGUUGAUUGUAUGGCAAAAACAUGGAGAAGUUGGUUAUGUCUCGAAAUCCUUAUUAGUAGAGAAAUUUCAGUGGCCUUGUUUGACACCUGGUUCAACUUGUGUGUCAAAAAACAAUUUGACUAGAUCAGUGUGCCUCUCAUAAAUAGUUUCGGGACGAAUAAUUAUUAUAAACACAACUUUUCAAACAACAAGAACAACUAUUGUGUUUCGAUCGACAUAUUUGCUGAUUCAGGCAGCUGCGGGUCUAUCAUCAAAGCAUUGAUUUCUUUACAUUGAUAUGAUAUGGUUGUAGCCUUAUUUUUAUAAAUUAUUUUUAUUGCGCUUUUAUAUAAAGUUCUUUUGACAGAGAGGUUAGUCUGUUCUAAGUUGUUGAUAACGCUAGUAUUAUAUAAAUUUAUUAAAUUGUAAGUAAAUAUUUAUACUCCAAUAGAUAGAUCUUUGUGUUUAUGAGAAAUGCAAAUUAAUUUGUACCGUUGAAUUAAAACUUGUAUAUAAUGUGAUUAUUAAAUUUUUGUACAUUC
Molecule: messenger RNA, 1854 nt
Organism: Nilaparvata lugens (brown planthopper)
Lineage: Eukaryota; Metazoa; Arthropoda; Insecta; Hemiptera; Delphacidae
Product: thioredoxin-related transmembrane protein 1
Exons: 6
Coding region: 326-1183 (285 amino acids)
Source: RefSeq, a predicted model, not a curated record